UGGAGCCUCUCUACGUGCUGACAUGGUGACCGUGUGCAGGCAGGCCACAGGCAACCACUGCCCAACUGGAAUUCCGAGCUACAGAUUGGCCGACAAGGUCAAGGCAGAAGGUCCAAAGGCUGGGGAAGCUCCUAGAAGGCAGCCACUUGGGAGAGCCAUUUGUUUGCAAGAGACUAAUCCAGCACUGCCCUUGAGAAGGAGUUCCUCAAGAAGCCCCCACAACCCCAUGCUGGAAGCGAGAGUGGACAUGCUGGGCUCCAGCAUGACCAUCAGUGGCCCAGCUGCAGACCUUGGUGCUAAAGAGGCCAGCAGGCCCUUCAAGAAGCAGCUUGGUUGUGUCCAGAACCCUGGACAAUCCACCCGAGCCAGAGCUCAGCCCCAGCCCCUCAGCAUAAAGGACAAGAUAUCCAAGUGGGAAGGCAAGAAGGAGCCACCCGCUUCUGAGCCUGCCCAGCCAACAGAUGGCCAGGAGAACUCCCUGCCACCUUGCAGGAUAGAGAGGAGAGGCAGCGAGAUCACCAGAACUAAAAAUGGACUGAGACUCGAAAUGGAGAGCUUGGAAAGUGACAGCUUGACAGCAAGAACUGUGUGUCAGGACACAGAGCGGUGCCCAGGCCUGAGGCAGAUAGAAGCACAGCCAGAGCCCAGCCAGCACCGAGGUCGAGAGCUGAAACCCAGUGACCUGCGCUUUCAGAGUAACCAUCUCUCCGUGCUGAGACAGGUCAAGAGACUAGAGAAGGCCCUGAAGGACGGCUCCGCUGGCUUGGACCCCCAGUUGCCAGGCACUUGUUAUUCCCCCCACUGUCUACCUGACAAGACAGAGGAGGACCAAUCCAGUUCCCAAAGCCAUGAAAGUGGGGGUGCUUUAGCAGCUAGCCGGAGGACCCACAGCAUGGAGGUCAGGGAGCCAAGCCCUGAGAUUUCAGAGGAGUGGAAAGGCCAGGAGAGUGUGUACAGGGGCUCCCGGUGUAACCCCCCAAAGCCUUUCAUCAACCCCCUCCCGAAACCCCGCAGAACAUUCCAACAUGCUGGAGAAGGGGAAAAGGACAGAGGCCCAGGCAUCAGCCUCAAGAAGGAGAAGAGAAACCUGCCCCCCUUGCCCUCGCUGCCUCCCCCUCCCCCACCGCUGCCCUCCUCCCCUCCUCCCACUUCCGUGAAUAGAAGACUGUGGACUGGGAGACAGAGACCCAGUGCUGACCACAG
Molecule: messenger RNA, 1203 nt
Organism: Psammomys obesus (fat sand rat)
Lineage: Eukaryota; Metazoa; Chordata; Mammalia; Rodentia; Muridae
Product: DENN domain-containing protein 2A-like
Exons: 2
Source: RefSeq, a predicted model, not a curated record